ACUCUCUUCGUGAUCGACAGCCCUUUUCACCAAUGGCAGCUUAGAGCUGCGCUACGCAGGAAAGGGCGGGAACGUCGGUUGCCUAGCGAUAGUAGUACGCGCAGGUCGGGCAUAGCAGCAUGGCGGAAGACGAGAGCGAUCAAGAGUCGGAGAGACUGGUAGAAGAGCUGGUCGCGAUUGCGGAUGAAGACAUUGGGAAUGGUGACUUGUGCCGUAUUACUAGCAGGGAAUACUGCCGGCGCUUCUGUGAGGUUGUCGAAGAUUAUACUUCGAGAUGUCAGGUUCCUUUACCCCAGCUCCAGGUCCUUCAGACAGCUCUGUGUUGCUUCACGUCUGCCAGCAUAUCUUUCCCAGUUGAAUGUGAGCACGUACAGUAUGUUUUGAGUAGACUAGCUUUGAGUCUGUUUGAAUUGUUGCUUUUCUUUGGAAAAGAUGAAUUUUAUGAGGCUCCUCUGAAAGACAUUCUUGGUUCAGUGCAGGAGUGCCACGACCAUCUCAUCCGAUAUGAUAACACAGACCUGAAGCUGGUCACUUACGUAAUUAAAGAUGGUGGCCCUUGGGAGAAUCCAGUAUUACAAGCUAUACUCAAGGGAAGAUCGGAACCACAGGAUAUAGUGGACAGGUAUUUGAGGUCCGAACGUGAGUUCUUCUUUGAGCUGCGUGUGAGGUACCUCGUUGCCUGUGAGCGUAUCCCAGAAGCAGUUGCUCUCAUCACAACUUGCCUAAGUAACACGGAAGUCAGUAAAAACCUGUACUACCAUCAAGCGUACUUCACAUGCCUACAUAUGACCCGUCUAACUGAUCAGCUUUUGCAUGAGCAUGUUCUUAGGAUAAACCCAAGAGACGGGGUAGAAAUUAUCUGCAACACUGAGCAGGAAGGUAAAACGGUACUGGCGUUGCAGCUGAGUGAAGCUUUCCUCAUAACACAGUUACAAACUGGGGAGAUGGAUUACAUUUGGGAUUUAAUAUUUAUUUGGAGCAAACUUCAGCUGAAAAAGAACUCCUCAAAGCAAGCCUUUGUCGAGCAGUGCUAUCAGAUGUUAAGGAUAGCCACCAACAUUAAAGUUAUCUUCCCUCUCAUAAAAGCAAUCUUAAAUGAAGUUGGAGAAUUUGGAGUCCAGUUGGCCGUCGAGCUUUGUGGAUGUGCUUUGCAACUAGAUCUUGACGAUAACCCAGAAACCAAGUCUUUAAUUUACAAAACCAUUGCUUACCUUUUGCCCACUGACUUGGAGAUCGGCAGGGUUUGCGCUUUAUCGGUUUUCUUCUUGGAGAGGACCAUAGAAUCCUAUGCUGCUGUUGAACGUUUGUAUAAAAGUUCAGACGAGGAUUACAAUGAGUUUCUGAGCUGUGUUGAAAACCGAGUGCGGUUUGAAAUGCUUCCAAUUCUAAAGAGAGGGUUAAUAUUUGAUCCAGAGUUUUGGAAUUUCUCUAUGAUCGAGGAAAAAUGUGCUUCUUUCCUUAGGGAGAAUAACCCUCCAGAAUCAUGUAAUUCAAGUACACUGGAUACCGAAGUUCUGGAAACUUUAAAUUCAGAUACCUCUCAUGUGGACUUAAGAAAUGGGAUCAUUGACCAUGGAGAAUCCAGGAUCACCAGAUCAAAAAUCUCUCUUGUUAAAAAGAGAAUUCCUCCGAUGCUCGGCUCUUACAAGAUCGAUCAUAAUGUUCCCGUUCAUCAGUGUACCCUUUGCAACAAGGUGAUUCUUGGUGGCCAUAUUUUCAGACAUGCUCAGGCUCAUCAAAAAAAAGGCUGCUUUUCGUGUGUUUUAUGCUCCAGGAAGUUCAGAAAUCGUGUUAAAAUUCUUAAACAUUUAAAGAACCACGUAAAGAAAAUGCAGGUACGGCCAAUGGCUACACUUGACGCAGCUUCUGAUGCUUUAUCAUGUGGAAAUAAAGAAACGUCAGGCUUGGAAAAUGGAAAUUCUAGUAGUUCUACCACUGAUGUAUUAACUGUGGCUCCAGCCGUAAAUAUGACGUAUGAGGAAUCUCUUCAUACCAUUAUUCCUGUUGAAAAUCACACAGCCGAUCAUGAUAUUCAAAUAGAUGGCCCAAUGCCCAAUGCUGACAACGAUGUCUCUGAAUGUACAAAAAUAAAUGGAUCUUUGUGCCCCGUUGCUGCAAAACAGGCAGCGAAUGAGCAAGGUGUCUAUAAAUGCCCAGCUCGGGGCUGUGUACGUCUUUUUAAAAAGAUGCGCUCUCUUAACAAGCACGCCAGGAUAGCCCACCCAGCGGAUACAAGAGUCCAGCAGCAUUUAAUGAAACACAACAAGGGAAAUUGCCGUUUCUGUCAUAGACGGUUUGCCGAUUCCAAACACUUUUUUGAUCACAUGAAAAGACAUGUUUAUCCCGAGGUCUAUUUCUGCCAGCAUUUAAACUGCAAUAAAAGAUUCAAGCUAGUGACCCACCUGGCGGAACACCUGCUAAGCCAUGAAUCAUUCCAAGCCCAGUGUGGUUUUGUUAACUGCUGUCAAAUAUUUAAUGAACUGCCGACACUUUAUGCACAUGAAGCUCUGCACUAUAAUCGGAAUCCCUGUGAAGAUGACACUAGUUAUCCUGAUGUGGAGGUUGUAGCCAGUGUUCCUGCUUCCAGUGCUUCGCUAGAUAAUGCUCAUUUAGAUCAGGUACCUUUGGGUGGCUGUACAAAGGACCAUGUUCUUGCAAAAAAUGCUUCCUUGGGGGAAUUGCAGGACUUCAUGGACACUUACCAGCACUUCUCUAGGUUUUCUAAAGGAAAGGAAUCUGUUAAGGGCGGAACAGAAGUAGUAGACUUACCAGUACCUGUUUGGAAAGCAAGAAAGGACACCGUUGAACCAAAGACCUAUACUCAAACAGAGAAAAAAGUAAAUGGUGAUGUUCAGAACAGAAAUUCACCAGAAAGUUCAAAUCUGCAAGAGAUAGAGCAGCUACCUGAGCAAGGAAAACUGACACAAAGUGAACUUGCAGAUGGAAAGAGUCAGGACAAAUGUAACAUGGCGGAGCAGACUGUAGGACAAACGCCUUGCUUGCUUGAUACCGCAACACCUAACACCGAGACCGUCACAAAAGAGAGUUUGGUUACAGAUGGUACGCAGGAUGUCUCUGAAGAAAAAGAUGCUGCUUCUUCCAGAAGGUCUCCAAGCCCUCUUACAACAUAUGGUAGGACUCCCAAGGUGCCAUUUGUCAGGCCUUUGCCUCCAAGUUAUCUAGAUGAACAAUAUAUAAGUAUGCCAAAGCGGAGAAAAACUGCUGUGGAACAGGCAUCUGAAAAUGACAAAGUUUCUAAAAAAUCCGUGGCGAGAUUCAGAUGUGGGAAGUGCCUAACGAAUUACUCAAGCUCAGAAGCACUUAAUGAGCACACAGCACAAAACAAAUGUCAGCUUUAUUUUGGCUUUGACUCCGAUGAUGAAAGUGCCUGGUAAAUGCAUGAAGAAGGAGGAGACCAUAGAAAUAAUUUCUGGUUCAGAUUGGCCUUAAGGAGUUGACAUCUUUCACCUUUUUUUCCCACAAAUACCAGUGGAGUUCUCGAUGAGUUUUACAAGUGCAGAAAAUUACUUUGGUUUUACUGGGAACAAAAAGGUGUGCCAUGUAACUUUACCGGUGUAUCCUGCAUUCAUGAUUGUAUCAAAUAAAAUAUUUGAUAUUUACCAA
Xenopus laevis (African clawed frog) is the source of this 3624-nucleotide messenger RNA. RefSeq names its product zinc finger protein 654 S homeolog (gene znf654.S). NCBI's taxonomy places the organism in Eukaryota, Metazoa, Chordata, Amphibia, Anura, Pipidae. The coding region runs from base 120 to 3395 and encodes 1091 amino acids. The record is from RefSeq and is a predicted model, not a curated record. The transcript has 9 exons.